UUUGACAUUACCAUUCAAACAAGCCGAACGUUAUUGUUUUAUAAUAUUUAAUCAAAGCAGCAAAAGUAGAUGUAUAAAUCCUUAAAUGAUAAAUUUUGUUAUUUAUGUACUGUGAAAUAUAAUUAAUUUUAGGCUUCCAUCAUGGAUUUAAACGAAGGUACAACAACAGAAGACCUGUGGACACCCUACAAGGAAUUGGUGGCAGUUGUCGAAUGUUACCUUACAAAUGAGAGUGAAGGAGUGCCAUACGCAGUGCACACUUUUGAGUCAGUGCUUAGAAGGCACAAACAGACAUUCCUGGCUUUGCUUAAGAAUCCUGCAAAAAACCCAGCUAGCAGAGAAGAAAUAAAAAGAGGAAUAACUGAAGGUGUGAACCUUCCCAGUGUUGGAAGGACAUUUUUGUCCAAAGAACUUGUAGAUGAAGCUAUCAUCAUAUCUGAUAUGUACAAUGCCAAUGAAUAUGCAUGUCUGGAAUUGCUGCACACAGCACAGCGGCAGAGCCCUAAGCAGCCCGGCUUGGCUCGGGGACUGCUUGCCAUCAUUCUGUACUAUGAGGGACGUAGGGCUCUGGUGCAAGCUUUAAGGGAACUUGUUAUGGCGAGAGAUGGAGUGUCAUGGUCAGUCAAUGCUCGAGAAGAAAUAAUAACCUAUGUCACACGUUAUGUGGAGCAGCUCAUAUCAGAUGGUCUACUGGGCAAUGUGUUAGAUGCUCUCCGUAACCCAUUGGAUAACGAAAUAGAUCUAUUGAGACGGAAUAGGGCUUUGCCCCCGAGGCGAUACCAAGUGAAGUUACUAUCAUGCAUGCAGACAACAAGAAAGUUAUUAGCAGGAACAAUUUUUGCAGCAUCAGCACAACGCGGUUUAGAAAGAGAUAUUUUGUUGAGAUUACUGUCAGAGGAAUCGACGUCACCAUCUCGCGGGGCGACGGGAGCGUUGGACGAAAUUUCUAUAGCGUUGCAAAUGGCGUUACUAUAUGCGUUGGAUCUUUCAGUUCUACAUAGGCGCGAAGACGGCGAAGAACUAGCGAAAAAACUGCCGCUCAUCCAAGAUCCAGACUUAAUAUCAGUAUUAUUAGACGAGCUAUCCCCCGUCAGCCAUCCGGAGAGCAAACCCUCUGGUCUCCGGGCACUUUGUCAAUUAGCCCUUGGUCUAGCGUUAAGUGCAUUGAAGAGGGCACCAGUGUCGUUGCUGAAGAAGGGUAAUGAGUCCAGGUGUGAGGCCCUGGAUCAGGAUGAAGUACUGGUUGAUGCAGCUAUUGAUGGAGAGGUGUUCGAAUAUCUAGACGAAAUGAUACUGUCAUCAGACCUAGUGGCGUCAGAGGAAUAUUACCAGCGGAGGAUCCAUUCCCUCAUCACAGACUUCAUUGUGUUGAUGCACUCCAAGCUUAUGGAGAUGAGAGUCAAGGCUGACGAAGCGGCCCGCGCGGCGCAGAUGUACGCAGCCGAGGGGCUCGUGCCGCCCGCCGCACCGCACCGCACGCGGCUCGACGCACUACUGCGGUGCGUCGAGCGGCUGUACGCGCGCGACCCGCUGCGUCUGCGCGACGACUACUGGCGCGCGUGCGACGCGACUGCGCACUCGCACAGGGCUGGUGGUCGCGCGGCGACGCUGUACAAGUUCGUGCGGCUGUCCGGCGAGGUGGUGGUGGCGGCGCUGCUGCCCGCGUACCUGCGCGCGCUGGCCGCGCUGGCCGCGCCGCGCCACACGUGGGCGCUGCUCGCGCGCCGCGACGCGCUCUCCGCGCACCACCUGCUCACCGCGCUCGCGCUCUACCACCGAAAUCUACGUCAAGACCCCACUCCGUUCGCGGAACACGCACACACGGCGUCGUUGGGCGCGUCCGCGCUGAUCACGCCAGCAGCACGACCAGCUAAACUGCUUGUUAGGCAAGAAGAGGUGGAAGCGAUGAUUGGGGCACUAAAAUUGAUAGCUGCUGUAGCGAACAUAGACGAAGCCGCGUGCAUCACGAUCUGUGAGAACAUGCAGUGGGAUGCUGUUAACGUCAUGUUUGGUCUGAUAUGCUGCCACGUGCCGAUCCAGCUGAAGGCGGAGCUGUGCCGCUGCCUGGGCGCGCUGGGCCGCUGGGCCAGCACGGCGCCGCGCGUGUGGGCCGCGCUCGAGGCGCAGCAGCUCGUGUGCGCCAAGAGCGACAAGCGGGCCCUCGCUGCGGACCUGCUCGAGGUGGAGUGCCGCAUGGAGCAGUACCCGCUCUCGCUCUCGUUCCUCUCGCUCCUGGAGUCCCUGUGCACGGCGGCGCCCUUGCCCCGCACGCUGGGCGCGGGGGCGCGGCGCCCCGGGCUCGACCCGUACGUGGAGCACGUGGUGGGGCGCCUCGCCCUGCCCGCGCCCCACCGCCCCUACGUCGAGCCGCAGGACAAGUGGCAGAUGUUAGCUCGCUGCUUCCGUCUAUUCACUCUCUGGCUGGAGCAAUACGAGCCGAGCGCUGCGGACUUCCCGCCCGCGCACCAGGAACCGGACUCGAACCCGCCACCCGGCUUCAGACUGCUCAUGUUCCUGCACACCAACUCUGAUCUGCUGCGGCUCGUGCUGACCACCCUGGACGAGGCGUUUGAGCUGAUGGAUAAACAGCCGCUGGAAGAUCAGAAAUACGUACAAGAAACGCUAAUAAGCACGCUACAAAUACUAGAGCGCGCGUUGGCACUAGAACGUUCUCUCACGGCCGCUGCGACGGAAGCGAACCGCGCUGUCAUGCUCGUUGGACUUUCUAAACUUAUACUUGCACCCCUGGGCCCGGACAAAAGCGACCGUCUGGUGACGUGCUGCCGCGUGCUGCAGCUGGGCUGCGCGAUACCCGCAGCAGCGGCCCGAGCAGUGGCGCUGCUGUGCCGCGCGCUGCAGGCGCCGCACUGCGCCCGCCACCUGCUUGAGUGUGUCGCUCUGACGCCGCACAGGGCGCCGGAAGUGCGGCAUGGCUUCGUGGAAUGCCUCGAAGCGGAAGAGUGGGGCAGUCCAGAAAACGUAACAGCCACUAGACAGGCGAAGGAGGGCAUCGUGCUGCUGCUGCUGCAGCUGCUGCCGGCCGCGCCGCACAACCUCGCGCACUUCCUGCUGGGCUACCAGCUGCAUGAUGACGUAUCUCGUAGUGCAUUACACGAAGCGGGCGUAGCGGGCGCGCCGCGUACCUGCCUGCACUCCAUACUCGAUAUAUUGGACACGUAUAUCGCUAAGAACGGGAGUGCUGAGAGGGAAGCCUCCACUCUAGUGGAGAGUUGCUACCGCCUGCUAUAUUGGCUUGUAGCCCGCCCGGCGACUUCGCCCCCGGCGCUCCGCCUGCUGCGCGCGAGGGACUAUUUCCUGGCUAGACAUGUCAAGGCAACGAUAAAUCUUGAAACAGCGUCCACAGCCACACUAUCGGCCCGCUCGUGGGCUCUGCGCGCGUGCGCGUGCGAGGCGGGCGCGGCCGGCGGCACGGGCCAGCACGCCGCGCUCGCCGCGCUGCUCGCCGCACUCACCCGCUCGCCGCACGACCACGCGCCGCAAGAUUGGGAGUCGUGCGUGAUACGCACGUCGCUAGAAGCGUUGCCGAUGAGCGUGGCGGCCGUAGCGGAGCCACGCUGGGAACUGUUCCAUGCUAACCAGCUGAGGAAUGCCAUAUCUGGGUGCGAUCUACCUACAGGUCUCGGUGGUAAACGUAUCAGUGUGUCCCGCGUGCACGCGCUACUGGCCCGCGAGCUGGAGGCGCUCAGAGCAUCCGCGCCGCAGAGGAACCUGGUGGCAGGGGAGAUACAGAAGGUUUUAGAUUAUGUCACGGAAGUCAACAAACAGCGCAAUCUAGCGGCCACUCUCACACACUACUACGAUUCAUGGCGUCAACUCACUGAGAUCAUCUUCUGUGUGGCGCCGCAUGACCUUCUCAGUCUAGAUUCCAGAAAAACCCUCCUUCUAAACAUACUCCAGGACCUUUUGAACAAAAUACCACCAGCGGAAGUACUCCCACAAAUUGGCAACCUAGCUUCCGGAACAGUUUUAUUACUCCUAGUGAACUUACGACACUGCUACAUAUUGCAGAAGCGAGAAUCGAACUUGAAAUCAACGGAAUUUGAAACUACGUUCUUCGGACCUUCAAAUCAGAUCAUGCAAACGAAAUCUUUGACCCUCAAAUUUAUACUACACAAGAUAUUAAGCUGGAUUUUGGUUUCUGGUGGAUCAACGCAGAAAAUGCGAGUGAAUCUAUAUGGAGCGUUGUUAAAUUUCUUAAAUAUUGUGAAUUUGAAACCCAGUGCUGCAGAUCCAGAGGAAGAAAACAAUUCUACUUAUGUUUCUCGAUUGGACAGUUCGCGAUCGCGUCCAAGCAAAGAGGAGUCGAGUUUGAAGUCGAUGGUAGUGGAAGUUAUAAACAGUUUUGGGGAGAACCUAUGUUCUAUAGUGUGUAGUGACUGUGUGGGCGGGGGCCAUGAUGUUUGUAGGAUGGUGGCGCUGUCCUGUUUGGAUACGUUGAUAGAAAUCAACCCGGGAACGGAUUGGAUGAACACGUUGAACAAUCAGGGGUACUUGAGGAGCUUGAUCGACAGUCUGCUGCAGGAUGAUGAAGGAUUGAAAGAGGCAUUGGAACCGAACCCCAAGUCGCUCCGCGUGCUAUACGUGUAUGAGUCCAAACUAGCGUUGCUAAUAAAGAUAGCGGGCACUCGAGCGGGCGCUGAGACGGUACUAGCGGCUGGGGCACUUGCUUGUCUCGCGAACUUGCGCGCAUUACACACGCACCCGGACACGCACGUGCCCGCUACGAAGGAUACAGCUUUCCUACCCUCCGUACCGCACAGGUUCCGCCAGAUGCUGGUCCCGGCGCUGGCGCUGUGCGACGCGCUGCUGACGACGCUGGGCACGCACAACCACAGCUGCGCGCUGCACAUCGUGCACCUGCUGCUCAGCCACGCGGAGUGCGUCGAUGUGGUGCUCAGGUCCACGCACCCGAACUCACCCACCGGGUUACUCAGCGAAGCAGCAGCGCUGACCUCAGUGAUAGCACGCACAUCAGAGCGCGAGGUUGUGCGUGCAGCGGCUGACGCGGGCCCGCAGCGGGCUGGAGCAGCGCUGCAGCGGCUGCAUGCGCUUGCACAUGCGCUGCUGGCGCGAUUCCAUACUCCGCCAGAGGGGGAUGGGGAUGAGCAGCUGCUGUAUUAUAAGAUCGUCUGCAACCUGCUGCUAUUCGCUCGCAACACGAUCGACAGCGAAGCGACCACCAGCCCCAGCACCACCACCAGCACGGUGGAGGACGGCACCAGGCGGGCCGGAGCAGUGGCCCUGCAGCUGCUGCAGCGGCUGCUGGAGCGGCUGCACGCGCACAACAAGCUGCUGGCCACCGUGCAGCACCAGCUGCACAGCGUGCCGUCCAUGACGCUCACCGACAUGAAGAAGCUACUAGAAGAGGAGCCAGUGAGCGCUCCAUUAGAAGCUCGUGCGGCAGUCGUGUCGCGGCUGCGGGCGCGAGCGCACGUGCGUCGCGAGGUGCGUGCUCACUGUGCGCACGCGUUGCACGCAGCGCUGUAUCUGCUGUGGGCGCAUACGAGGAUAUAUUUGAGGGCAGCGUUCUCAGCGCAGACUAAUCGAUAUAAUGCACCUCCCCGAACGGCUAUAUCAAACGCGAUGGCGGGUGAAGAAGCGUUACAACUGCGCAACUCGCUCGUAGCGGUGUUCACUGAUCGGUUCACUGAUGAACUGUUGGAAACUGCUAAGAACGAACCCCAAAUGCAGCGCGGCUUCUUAGAAGUUCUUGUAAAAGAUAUGAAAACAAUGAUACAGUUUUCGCCUGUGUAACCUUUUAGUUAUGUUGAUUUGUAUUUAAGAAAGGAUGAAUGUGAAAUAAAUGAUUUUUGUAAUUUCA
Molecule: messenger RNA, 5842 nt
Organism: Colias croceus (clouded yellow)
Lineage: Eukaryota; Metazoa; Arthropoda; Insecta; Lepidoptera; Pieridae
Gene: Nup205
Product: nuclear pore complex protein Nup205
Exons: 32
Coding region: 142-5775 (1877 amino acids)
Biological process (GO): nuclear pore organization
Cellular component (GO): nuclear pore inner ring; nuclear pore
Molecular function (GO): structural constituent of nuclear pore
Source: RefSeq, a predicted model, not a curated record